ACUUUAAAAAGAAUCCCUUUAAUGUGUAAACAGUGAGGAAAAUGUGGUAGCCCAUGGAUUAUAAUAAUUUCUAAGUACAGGUGAUGCUCACAACGAAGCAAUAGAAAAACUUCAGUGAUUCGGGUCUUUCUACCAAAAAAACUAAAAGCCUCCCCUUGCCGCACCCUUACUGUAUGUACCUUGAGAGAAAAACUAAUCCCACAGCUGAGUCUCAUCACACAGGAAUCCAGCUAAUCAGUACUUUCUUUUGCUACCUGAAAAUGUUUGGCAUCUGGAACAAGUCAGAGGAAACUACAGGGGUAUACAGGUAUGAAAUAAAAGCUUCCAGACGAUGGCGCUAAACCCUGAGCUAACUGAAGCUCGUCUGGCGAAGAGGAGACCUUGCCCGAGGGAGAACUUGCAGGCUGCAGAUGCCUGGAGGAGAUACACAGAACAGAAGAACAGCAUCCUGGGAUUCAUCUCUUCCCAGCUGAACAACGAGGCCCUGAGAAAGUACAAGCUGAGGAUGAACGUUCUGAAGAAGUGCUCAUACUACCUGGAGGUCCUGCGCAAGGAUUUCCCCCAUGGGGACCACAGCUACGUAACGAGCUCUACUAUUUUCCACCUGAUCGAUCCCUGGAGGUUCCAGAGGAUGAAGAGGAUAGGCACCAGCCAGGUGAAAAUCCAGCUCUGCCUGCUUGACGAGUUUUAUGAGCAGAUGAGGAGCGGGAAGGAGGAGCUGGAAGGCAUCAUGAAGACGUACGACCUGAGUGCCUUCCUGUCGGAGAGCAGCGUUCUCCAACACAAGCUCUCCCAGAUCUCCAGAGCCCUCUUCAACUUCAACUCGGUAAUUAUCCCAGGCAGGCUGCACAUGAAACACAGGCUGAUCUCGGACAUGGGAAAUGGCAAAAACCCUCAAGUCGGUCUGGCUGUGACCGUCAAAAUGCCGGUUGUCUUCGACAAAGAGCAGUCGGUGGCCUUCCAGGACUCCAUUAGGCUGAAGUGGGGUGUCGCGGGCCAGGCCGAGCACAACCCCACAGAGAAAUUUGAAAUCCGCUACAAGCUCCUCAAGCCUGAAACCAAGGAGGAGGGCAACCAAUAUGGCACCCUCACCGUGGACACCUGCUGCACAGAGAUCAACAGGCUCCUGCCUGAUAAAACCUACGAGUGUGCGGUGAAGAGGGCAGAGUAUUACUGUUUGAUUUAUGGCUCCUGGAACGACACCAUCCUCCUGAAAACUCAGGCCAGGCCCACGAGCAGCAGAGCCUACAGUCAGAAGAGGAGAAGAUUUUACCACUUGUAGGAGACUCUUGGAUAUACACCAUGAAACGAAUAAAUCUCCUUUUACCUAUAA
Messenger RNA from Lepisosteus oculatus (spotted gar), 1333 nucleotides. Its product is annotated as fibronectin type III domain-containing protein 11. Gene Ontology annotation, molecular function: protein binding. NCBI's taxonomy places the organism in Eukaryota, Metazoa, Chordata, Actinopteri, Semionotiformes, Lepisosteidae. The record is from RefSeq and is a predicted model, not a curated record.